Molecule: messenger RNA, 729 nt
Organism: Leptomonas pyrrhocoris
Lineage: Eukaryota; Euglenozoa; Kinetoplastea; Trypanosomatida; Trypanosomatidae
Exons: 1
Coding region: 1-729 (242 amino acids)
Source: RefSeq, a predicted model, not a curated record
AUGCCAAAAAUGUACAAAUGCAUGCAAAAUGGCUCUGUUUUUUGUUUGGAAGACAUCAUCAAACAGUUCAUUUACAGCGGGAUCGCUCGUCAAAUUAACGUUUUUCCCUGCAAAAGUAUUUUCACCCCUCGCAAUCGUGCCUUUUAUGUUUCUCAGUUGUUGUUUUUUGACUUCUAUGUUCGACAUAAAAGCGUAGUCUAUGUUGUCAUUGACACGAUGGGUAUCUUUUUGCUGCCUGUUGGGUGCACGCUAUCUGAAGGGGCCUCGGCUACGUCAACGAUGACAAAAGUAAGCGUUUUGUCGCAGUUAAACUGGUGUAUCCGUCCAACAGUUUUGCUCAUGGUAAAAGACGAUGACUGGACUUUUCUCUUCUUGCAUUCGCUGUGUCGUUUGUUUCCUUUUUUUUUCGGUCUUCCUAAUUAUUGCAUGCCAUUACUAUUGUGCAACACAGGUUUUUCUAUAUGUUUAAGUAUUCCCCAUCUUUUCAGUACCAGAAUUUCAUUUCUUAUUUGGUUGCGUGUUUUGGAUCGUAGGUAUUCGUCGAGGCAUUUUUCUGUUUACAAGUUUGUAGCCUCUAAGAAAAGAAGUGAAAUAAUAUCAGGUCACGCGUUUUUUUUUUUUUGCGGAGUUCCUUUAUGCAUAUGUGUAUGUAUGUGUGUGUACCUAUCAGAAAAGAAGCGUGUUGCUCUCUUUCCUGAUAACAGUCGCCGUUACAUUAGUGAAUUGUGA